AUGCCGGUGCCAACGAACCCGUUCCGUUCGGACGGUGGUUCUCGCGAGUCGAGUGUGUCGACGUCGUCCGGUGACCAUGGCACCACCGAGGACGACGAGGUGGGGCGCCGGCCUGCGAUAUAUGCGACGACCCCCGCCUCCCUUCGGCGCAUCGCAGGCGACUUUAUGCAGCAGCUGCAGCUGGGUGCGCUUGUCCGCAAGGCCAACGAGCAGGCGCGGACCGCCGGGCACAGCAUCGGUAUCGUCCGCAUCAGCGACAUUGAAGCCCGCAUCGGCCACGUGGCGCUGGACCCGAUCUACCGGCGAAAAAACCUUCUUAUCCUGCUCAACGGACUCUUUGGCCUCGCACUCUCGCUCGUCGAAUUGGUCGUGACAUGGGCCCACUCGAGUCGCAUCGUCGACCCUGACCUUGGCAUGGUGCCGCUGACAGUGCCGAUCGCGUCCAACAUCAUCAAGGCCGUCAUUUCCGUCUCGAGCUGUCUCCUCGUGCUGCAACUGAUCGACCUCUACCGGCUCUUCUACGCGGAGCUCUACCGCUGGGAGGCAAAGUUCAUCGAGGGCGUCCGGGCGACGCGCCCGCCGCACGAGAAAAUGGUGGGUACGGCGCCUACUCUGUCUGUUGUCCAAGCGGCAUCAAGCGCACUUCGCCGGUGCCUCUUUGACACGGGGCUGCUGUGGCGUGGAAGCCUCGAAGUCGGGCUCGUCCUCGUGCACCCUCCGCCGUGGGCCGACGCGUACGUGUACCAGUCGGCGUCGUGUCUGAUGUUUUUUCGGCUCUACUUGCUCGCGCGGGUGUACCGCGACCACUCGAUUGUCUACCGCAAGCGGCAACUGAUCCUCGAGAACUGCUUUUUAACGUCGACGAGCCCGACGUUCAACUGGUUUUUGUCGGUAAAACUCGACUUUGGCAAGGCGCCGCUCCAGUUUAUCCUCGCGCUCUACCUCUUUGUGCUCGCGACGCUCUCGACGUCGGUGCACGUGUUUGAACGCGUGUACCAACCGGACGCCUUUACGUUUGCCAAUGCGGUGUGGUUUAGCUUUUGUACGCUGACGACCCACGGUCUGCCCACGAUGGACCCCAUCUCGGGAAAUGGUUACUUUGUCACGUCCAUCAUGCUGGUUCUGGGCAUUGCGCUGGAGACAAUGGUCGUCGUGGCGAUUCUGCACAACUUUGGAUUGAACGAGAAGGCCGGCUCGUGGCGCGCGAUCUGGUCGUGGUGGCGCUGGAAGCGCGCGCGCCAUGCAACCAAUGCCGCGUCCGAGGAAAAUGCACGCCGCUUCAAGUUUUGGCAAUCGCUCGAACCGUUUGGCGACUGCAAGGAAGAGCACCACCAGCUGGCGCAAAGCGUCGGGGACCCAAUCGUCGACAAGCUCAAGCAGCUCGAGGCGACGGCCCAGCGACUCCGGCGCCGCAUGGACGACUGUUUGCACGCGUGCACGUGCGAGUACGCGGCCGCCGACCUGCAAGCGAUCCGCGACAACAACGCAGUGCUCGACGCCCAGCGCGAAGAAAUCGCUCUGCUCUUUGCCCGCGCCACCGCGUCGCUCCGCCGUCCAAGAGGCGCCACCAGCGCCGAGUAGGCGUCCGCGUGUCCGUGGCCAUUGUGUCUGCGAUGCACCGAGAGUA
Messenger RNA from Saprolegnia parasitica CBS 223.65, 1627 nucleotides. RefSeq lists its product as hypothetical. Gene Ontology annotation, biological process: potassium ion transmembrane transport. The record is from RefSeq and is a predicted model, not a curated record. Gene Ontology annotation, molecular function: calmodulin binding; small conductance calcium-activated potassium channel activity. NCBI's taxonomy places the organism in Eukaryota, Oomycota, Saprolegniomycetes, Saprolegniales, Saprolegniaceae. Gene Ontology annotation, cellular component: plasma membrane. The transcript has 10 exons. The coding region runs from base 1 to 1581 and encodes 526 amino acids.